Molecule: messenger RNA, 900 nt
Organism: Cajanus cajan (pigeon pea)
Lineage: Eukaryota; Viridiplantae; Streptophyta; Magnoliopsida; Fabales; Fabaceae
Source: RefSeq, a predicted model, not a curated record
CAACGAACCUUUGAGAGAAAACACAACGCCACGCCACGCCACGCCACGCAAAACCCGAUCUUUGCCAUUCCUCUCAAAGGCCUAAGCCAUGUCUGGACGCUCCCACGCGCCGCCGCCGCCGCCUCGGGCACUCUACAAGCAGCAGUCUUGGUCGCCGGACAUGCUCCGCGACGAGGCGUGGCAGCGGCGGAAGGAGAGCGCCCGCCGGCGCCCCCACCGGCUGAGCAAGAGCCUCUCGGAGGACGACCUGGCGGAGCUGAAGGCGUGCAUCGAGCUAGGGUUCGGCUUCGAUUCGCCCGAAAUUGACCCCAAAUUGUCCCACACCAUCCCCGCUUUGGAAUUCUACCACGCCGUUAAUAAACGCUUCAACCACCACGCUUUAUCUCGCUCUUCUUCUUCCUCUUCCCUUCUCUCCGACAACCACAUUGCUAGCCCCACCACUAUUUUCAACCCAGGCGAUGAUUUGGCUGCGAAGAAGACACGGUUGAAGCAAUGGGCGCAGGUGGUUGCGUGUGCGGUGAGGGAAUCUUCUUCUUCGUCUUUGGGCUCAUACACUUCCGACCAAAGUUAGUUGAUAGUUGAAUAUCUGAGGGAACAAGACCAACGUUGGACCAUGAUUUGUUUGUAGAUAGUUUUCGAUGGUUUCUUUUCAUUUUUUUUUUUAAUUUUAUUUUAAGAUUUGUUAUUUACUAAUGUAAUUUGAAUAUGUGGGUGGGUAUAUACAUUUUCAGACUCAAAACAUUAGUUGUGUUAAUUUCAGUUCUUUUGCCAGUGGGUAGAUGUUUGAGAGGGGUUUUUUUAGGCUGGUUGCUCAUUCUUUUUUAUAUAAAAUAUAUAUUGGUGAUAAACGUUUAUGUGUUUUGUUGUUUGUGCAAUUCAAUUUGUGUUUUAGUGUUUGGC